Choloepus didactylus (southern two-toed sloth) is the source of this 3210-nucleotide messenger RNA. RefSeq names its product MLX interacting protein like (gene MLXIPL). The record is from RefSeq and is a predicted model, not a curated record. Gene Ontology annotation, biological process: regulation of transcription by RNA polymerase II. Lineage: Eukaryota; Metazoa; Chordata; Mammalia; Pilosa; Megalonychidae. Gene Ontology annotation, cellular component: nucleus. Gene Ontology annotation, molecular function: RNA polymerase II cis-regulatory region sequence-specific DNA binding; protein dimerization activity; DNA-binding transcription factor activity, RNA polymerase II-specific.
CGGCGGACCCGACGGCCAUGGCCCGCGCGCUGACAGGUCUGGCCGCGGACUUGCAGAGUCCGCGGGUCGUCCCGAGCCCGGACACGGACUCGGACACCGACUCGGAGGACCCGAGCCCCCGGCGCAGCGCGGGCGGGCUGCUCCGCUCGCAGGUCAUCCACAGCGGUCAUUUCAUGGUGUCGUCGCCGCACAGCGACUCGCUGACCCGGCGGCGCGACCACGAGGGGCCCGUGGGGUCCGGCGACUUCGGGCCGCGCAGCAUCGACCCCACGCUCACCCGCCUCUUCGAGUGCAUGAGCCUGGCCUACAGUGGCAAGCUGGUGUCUCCCAAGUGGAAGAAUUUCAAAGGCCUCAAGCUGCUCUGCCGAGACAAGAUCCGCCUCAACAACGCCAUCUGGAGGGCCUGGUACAUCCAGUAUGUGGAGCGGAGGAAGAGCCCCGUGUGUGGCUUCGUGACCCCCCUGCAGGGGCCUGAGGCUGAUGAACACGGGAAACCAGAGGCCGUGGUCCUGGAGGGGAAUUACUGGAAGCGGCGCAUCGAGGUGGUGAUGCGCGAGUACCACAAGUGGCGCAUCUACUACAAGAAGCGGCUCCGGAAGUCCAGCAGGGAAGGGGAUCUCCUGAUCCCCAAGCAGGCGGACGGGUCGUGGCCCCCGCCAGAGAGAUGGUGCGAGCAGCUCUUCUCCAGCGUGGUGCCCAUGCUGCUGGGGGAACCCAAGGAGGAGCCCGGUGGGCGGCAGCUCCUGGACCUCGACUGCUUUUUGUCCGACAUCUCUGACACCCUCUUCACCACGACUCAGCCUAGCCCUGCGCCCCUGCAGCUGCACCCCGAGGACGCCUACAUCAGCAAUGCUGACAUGAUCCAGCCAGACCUGACGCCCCUGCAGCCCAGCCUGGAUGAUUUCAUGGAGGUCUCAGAUUUCUUCACCAGCUACCGCCCCCCGCAGACAUACAUGCCUUCGAACUUCCUGGAGACCCCCAGCUUCAACCCCAUGGCCGAGCCCCUCUUCACCAGUGGGAUUCUGAGCCCGGAGGUGCCCCCUGCCCCUUCAGGCAUGACCCCCCUCCCAGACAACCGCCUGCAGGCUCGGAACAGCUGCCCUGGCCCCUUGGACCCCAGUACCUUCCUGAGCUCUGAUUUCCUUCUUCCUGAAGACCCCAAGCCCAAGCUCCCACCCCGUCCUACACCUCCACCCCUCCUGCACUACCCCACCCCGGCCAAGAUGCAGGACCUGGAGCCCUGCCCCCCACCCCCCUUCUCUCCCAUGGCUCCGCCCCCUGCUUUGCUGCAGGAAGAUUCUCUCUUCUCCCCCAGGUUCCCCUUGCCUACAGUCCCCCCUAUCCCAGCAGUGCCCCCGCUGCCUGCUUCCCCAGCCUUCCCACCCAUCCCCCAGCCUGUCCCAGGCCCCACCCCUUCCCCCUUCCCCUUAGACCUUCUGCCCUCGGGCUAUCUGGAGCCCCCACUUGGGCCUCACUUCACAGUGCCCAAGGGCAUGCGGCCCAGUGGCAAGCCCCCCACCUCAUCCCCUAGGGGACGGAAGCCCAGCCCCCCCACCUUGGCCCCUGCCACUGCCAGCCCCACUGCCACUGCUGGAGGCAACAACCCCUGCCUCACCCGGCUGCUGACAGCAGCCAAGCCUGAGCAAGUUCUGGAACCACCACUUGUGUCUGGCCCGCUCCUCCGGCCCCCGGGGUCCCCGCAGGAGGCGGUCCCUGAAUUCCCCUGCACCUUCUUUUCCUCUACCCUGGUCCCCGCACUGCCCCAGCCACCUCCAGGCCCGGCUGCACUGGCCCCUCCCAGGCCCCUGAUUGUCCCCAAAGUGGAGCGGCUCUCGCCCCCAGCACCCAGCGGUGGUGAACGGCGGCUGUCCGGGGAGCUCAGCUCCAUCCCAGGCUCGGGGGCUCUGAGUGUCGUCCACGUCUCCCCACCCCAGCCCACCCUAAGCCGGGGGCGACCAGACAACAACAAGACUGAGACCCGGCGCAUCACUCACAUCUCCGCGGAGCAGAAGCGGCGCUUCAACAUCAAGCUGGGGUUUGACACCCUGCAUGGGCUGGUGAGCACGCUCCACGCCCAGCCCAACCUCAAGGUGAGCAAAGCAACCACGCUGCAGAAGACAGCUGAGUACAUCACCAUGCUGCAGCAGGAGCGGGCGGCCAUGCAGGAGGAGGCUCAGCGGCUCCGGGACCAGAUUGAGGAGCUCAAUGCCGCCAUUAACCUGUGCCAGCAGCAGCUUCCUGCCACCGGCGUGCCCAUCACACACCAGCGUUUCCACCAGAUGCGAGACAUGUUUGAUCACUAUGUGCAGAUUCGCACACUGCACAACUGGAAGUUCUGGUUGUUCAGCAUCCUCAUCCGGCCCCUGUUCGAGUCCUUCAACGGGAUGGUGUCCACAGCCAGCCUGCAGAGCCUCCACCAGACCUCGCUGGCCUGGCUGGACCAGUACUGCUCCCUGCCAGUUCUCCGGCCUACUGUCCUGAACUCCCUACGCCAACUGAGCACAACCACCUGUAUCUUGACGGACCCAGCCCGCAUUCCCGAGCAGGCCAUGCGGGCAGUCACAGAGGGCACCCUGGGCAAACCUCGCUAGUGCGGCCAGGCCCUGCUGCUCACCUAGCUGCCCUGGGCAUGGGCUCUGGAGACCACUUCUGGGCACUCCCUCCUGUCUCUGGGCUCGGUUGCCCCCUUCCCUGAGCAUCAGACAGGCCCCGGUGUGCAGUCUCUUCCCAUCUCCAGGAAGCACGGUGCAGAGAGGAGCCGAGUUCCGGGCCCUGCUCUACCACUGACCGACCCUGUGACCUUGGGCAACUCAUACUCCCUCUUUGGGCCUCUGUUUUCCAGUCUGCAAAAUGGGGUUGGGGGAGAUUCAACCAGAAGAUCAUUCCAGGCCUUUCCAUCUGUGACAUUUGGGGGCCUUUGUCAGUACCUCGGAAGCUUGAAGUUGGGAAGAAGAAGCUCCUGUCCCCUGUCCCCACUUACAGGUGGGGCACAGGCUUCUGUUCCUGUGCAGAGAAGCAGAAAAGAAGAUUCCCUCUCUCUGCUCCUUCACUGGUACCCAGAGGUGCCCCAGGCUGGCUUCCCCCGGGUGAGGCCAGGAGGGUCUCAUCUUGGGCGAGACCAGGGCAGCGAGGUGGCCAGAGCAGGGCAGGUGUCUGGUGUGUGUGUGGAUUUUGUAAAGCAUUCUUGACCAAUAAAAACAAGAACUGCCA